AUGGCCACUGACUCAGGAGAUGAUGUUGGGGUGAAGGAUGAUGCCCGCGUGGACCCAAUGGACACUAGAGCCACUGCGGAUGAUUCUCAAGCGUCCGAUAACGACAACGCUGAGCGCCCUGUCCGUCACAAGCUAAAGGAGACAUCCAUCACCUCGGCCCCGAACGCUUCGACAACCGGCGCUUCCACUGAACAACAACAAGACGGUGAAAAUAGCCGUUCGAGCAGCAGAGGUAGGAAGCGAUCGUUCGACGAGGACCAACCCGAGAAUCUAGACGAGGAAAACGGUCAUAGGCGGAAGAGGUCACGCGACUCCAAGGCUGAGGAGGAUGAGAACAUUACUUCGUUAAACGCGCCCGAGGCAGAGGGUGAGCAGACACAGACCACGAACAUCGCCAGAAAAAUCCUGAGCCCAAAGAAGAAGAGAAGCCGAGACCAACUGGAUAAGGAUGAGCCAAAGGCCGAAAGCACCGUCGAGGACAACAAGACCUCUGCAGAAAAUGGCGCCUCCACGACAACUGCAGGGGAGCCUGAGAAGAAGCGACACAGGGACGCUUCCCAGGAAAGAGGAUCGGCCCCUCUUAAGAGCGCAUUUGCAAACACAUCUGCUGUUUCGCCUUUCGGCUCGCUUGGUGCCUCGAAGCCCAAGGAAGAAACCUCGAAGCCGGUUGCCACAUCCUCAUCUGCAUUCGCUGCUUCGAGCCUGGCCGCUUUUGCUAGCUCAGAGCAGUCACCUUUUGGCGCCAUAGGAGGCUCCAACACAUCCGUCUUUAAGUCGGCAACUACUACUGAAGCUACUAAACCAGCCGCUACCGGAUUCGCGGGCGCUGCUAGCACCUCCGGUUUUGCAUCUUUGGGUUCCGGAUUCUCUGGGUUCAGCGGUGGAUUUGGGGCUGCCGGUUUGAAGGGCGGUCUCACUAGCUUCGCUGCACCAGGGGGCGCCGGUAUUCUCGGCAGUUCUAGCAAGAGUAAACCGUUUGGGGCAGAAGAGGACGAAGAAGAAGAAGAAAAGGAGAAGGAGAAGGAAGCCGAUACUGCUCCUGGAGAAUUCGAGGAGGAUAAGACAGAUGAAAGGUUUUUUGAACGACCGAAGGACAAGAAGGCUGCUCGCUUGAUCAUGCGCGCCGACGGUGUUCUACGUGUAAUGCUAAACACACCCCUUUUCAAGGGCAUGAAGGUUGGUGAUGCGUCAGGCAACGAACCCAAGUCCAAGCAGAUCCACCUCGCAAGUCUGGAAGAAGGCCGAUCGGUUCCUACCUUACUGAGGGGAUCAGUCCUCAGGGGACAACUACCCGGAUACCAAUGUUUUGGAACGUGGCUGUCGCACAUAAGAGCCCUUCGGUUCAAAAGGUGA
This is a messenger RNA of Aspergillus oryzae RIB40, 1353 nucleotides long. RefSeq lists its product as uncharacterized. The record is from RefSeq and is a predicted model, not a curated record. The transcript is spliced from 5 exons. The coding region runs from base 1 to 1353 and encodes 450 amino acids. NCBI's taxonomy places the organism in Eukaryota, Fungi, Ascomycota, Eurotiomycetes, Eurotiales, Aspergillaceae.